This is a messenger RNA of Oryza brachyantha (malo sina), 1651 nucleotides long. Its product is annotated as 5'-adenylylsulfate reductase-like 4. Lineage: Eukaryota; Viridiplantae; Streptophyta; Magnoliopsida; Poales; Poaceae. The coding region runs from base 228 to 1001 and encodes 257 amino acids. The transcript is spliced from 4 exons. The record is from RefSeq and is a predicted model, not a curated record.
AAGAGCUGACGAUGCCCGCGGGAAACGGGGCCACCGCGGCAGCGUCGCGUCCGUCCACCUCCGACCUUCCCCCUCCCUCCAUCCCUCCCCCACCUCCGCUCCCUCGCAGAGGCGGCGAGCGCUCCGGCCGGCCUCCUCCCCCACGGCGUCCGGGCCUCCGCGAUCUGCUGCCGCUGGGCUAGAGGCCUCGCUGCCCACACCCCCUACCUACCCCAACGACGCGCGCCAUGGCGGGGGCGGCGGCGGCGGCGGCGUUCCUCCUCCUCCUCCCUCUCCCCGCCGCCGCGGACCGGGGGGUCUGCCCGAGGCCUCCCGCCGCGGCGGCCGUCCUGCACCAGGCGCCCGCGUCCUGCCCCGCGGCGGUGGCGGGGGGUCCCGUGGUGGUGCACCACGUGGGCGUCGUGGAGGGGGAUGAUGCUGUUCUUCAAAAGGCAGUUACUCUUGUGCUUCAGAAUAGGGAAGAUUUUAUUGCAAUUCUUUUCUAUGCUUCAUGGUGUCCUUUCUCCAAGAUCUUCAGAACAGAUUUUCAAAAGCUAUCAUCCUUAUUUCCAACUAUCGCUCACUUUUCCUUUGAAGAAUCUCGUAUUAAACCUAGAAUGUUGUCAAGAUAUGGAGUUCGUGCCUUUCCUACGCUUUUCCUUGUGAACUCUACAAUGCGUGUGCGCUACCAUGGAUCUCGCACCAUGAACUCUCUUGGUUUGUUUUAUAAAGAUGUUACAGGUAUGAAUCCUGUGGCGCUGGAUGCAAUAUCCCUCGAGAGGAUGGAAGAAGUGGUAAAUAUAACUGAGGAUGACAAAAAGACUGAGCAGGAGGAUGCUCUGUUCAUUUUUGCACGAUCACCAGACAGGUUGCUUCACCAGGAUACAUGUCUUGCAUUGGCUAGCUCUUUUGUCCUCCUGAGGUUACUUUGUUUCCUUCUUCCCAAGCUCAAUGCAUGUGUGAAACAAGCAUGGAGGCUGCAAUUUUAUGAACUAAAGAGGUUAUUUCCUAGCUUAUCUUGAAGAAGCCAAAAGUGUACCUGAAAACGCAAAACUGACCAGAAACAGCAGCGGACAGAGGAACUGAAAUCAUUCAUGGGUGGAUUUCUAUCAGUAUCAGCUUGAGGGCAACUGAUAUUGUUAAUCAACAAAUGGCAUGGAUGUUCUUAGCAACUCAAUGUAGCACGAAGGUGUCAACUGAUGUAAUUUGAUUUUCCUCUGUGUCAUCUCUUCAUUUGUCGUCCUGGCCUUCUGGGGAGAACUAGCAGCAAUCUACUGUCACUGCAGUAGAAUGAUUUGUGGACUAACUAUAUGGUCUUUCUUGUGAGAUAGUGGCUCAAACUAAAGAAUUAGAUGGUUUUUGUACAGCUAGCUCCAUGAACCUCCUUAAAAGUUUGCAUACGUUGCUGUUACUCCUGACAUACAAAAGAUGAUGUUACGAGCUCAACAGUUCUUUUAGCUUGGUCUUAUGCAAGACGGGGGGUCUGUGAUUCGAUAAACUCAGUAAUUCUAAAUGGCAGCGCUACUAUAUGUUUUCAUUUGGUUGCUUGAAUGUUCUAUGCAACCCUGGUUUAUGUCUGGAAUUGACGAGCGUGUUGACCUGUGGUGUUAACUGUAAACAUAAUGAGACUGUUCCACAACCAUAUAUCUAUCUAUUUAUUUAUUAUUGUUCC